AUGUACUGGCCAAAUGGGGUGCCCCGAGUCUAUGCAGUCAACGGCCCGGAGAUACAGCAGCUGGCCGUGCAGGAUGACGGAACUGACAGCAACGAGGAGACACCGGACGAGAGGGAGCAACAGAAUGACGGCUUCUUGAAGGGUGAACAGCGAGGUACUCCUCAGCAGCAGCAGCAUGCGGGAGAAGACGAGUGGGCCGAGGAGCCUAUAGCUGGACUAUGUGUCUCGAAGAAUGGGGCGUUGUUUGCUACGAUGACAGAGACGUCUAUAGCUAUAUGGCAGACCAAGCCUACAGCCGUUGUUGCCGCCAUCAAGAGAUCUCGUUUGUCUAUCAAGAAUUACGGCCCCAACGUCGCUCUGUUGCUACGGCCUGACUCGGGCAUUAUUGUUGUGCAAACCCUUGACGGCUAUUUGAUAACCUAUUCAAUUGCAACCGAUGCACACUCACACGUCUAUCAACAACGAUUUUUACAAACGCAGCCACGGAGGAAUACGUUGUCGUCACACUUCACACCUAACGAUUCCCAUUCAAUCCGUGAAGUCAGCCUACGGUUCAGGGUGGCCAUCAAAGUUGAUGCCGGGAUUAGCAAAGCUGUGGCGCUAGAUAACGAGCUCAUGGUUGCUACAACUAAACCUGCCGCCAUACAGCUAAUUCGCUGGACUCCGGAUAACAGUGGAAAUCAGACUAGCACGGAGUUAUUAAGCCGCAUUCCGUGGAUUUCAAAGAAGUCACUUGUUGUGGAAAUGGUUUAUGACCGUGCUAUGAACCUCUUGCUAUGGGUAACUAGUGACGGCCGGGUUUACGCUGUACAAUAUGGGUAUCGCGAGGCUGAGGACUCCGCGCCCUCCAAAGUCAAUUUUACCGGUCAUAGGUUUCAUACUCCAGAAAAUGACAAUCAGCGAGCCCUUCAGGUUGCCGUAAAUGCAAGGUUCUCCCUGUUCGCCGUAAGCUGUGUUAGCGGUGAAAUAUACAUUUAUGCAGCCAGAGAUUAUAUAGGGAACAUCCCAUUGUCCCAUAAGCUACAAAUGCCAUCUUCCGCAGCCACUAUGGGGAAAAUAUCCUUCCUAAGUUACUCUUCCGAUGGAUACUGCUUGUUUGCCGGUUACGAGAACGGGUGGACGACAUGGAGUGUAUUCGGAAAGCCUGGCGGAACGAGCUUCACUGGGGACAAAGCACUUGCUGAGAGUAAUGAUGAAACUUGGCUAACGGGAGUUUCUAUGGGUGCGUGGAUUGGCGGUGGCUCUGAUAUCCUUCUAGCAUCCUCCAAAGAUAAACGAAUAUGGGUGUUGGAAGCUGCACGCAGCGCCCUGACUGGUUGUUUUUCAUCCGCAAACUUGGCUCGCGCACUUCUCCAGACAGGAACGGAAAUCAUUUUAUAUCGUGGCCAUGAUCUCCCUGAUUUAACAACCAUAUCAGGAAAGGAUUCGCUAUGGCACCAUGCCCAAUACCCCCCAAACUAUCUUCACUCCCAGUGGCCCAUUCGCACAUGCUGCGCUUCGCAAGAUGGUAGAUAUGUGGCUGUGGCUGGCCGGCGCGGCCUUGCCCAUUAUAGCGUCCACAGUAACCGAUGGAAAACCUUUGACGACCCCAAAGUGGAGAAUUCUUUUGCCAUACAGGGAGGAAUGUGUUGGUAUGGACACAUUCUUAUUGUUGCGGUUGAGUGCGAUGCUUCUUACGAGCUGCGGAUGUAUUCCCGAGAAUUGCCACUUAAUAACUCUUCAGUACUCUAUUCAGAACCGCUCCCGGCACCAGCGGUGUUUAUCGGGCCUUCAGGCGAAGACUCUCUGAUAAGCCUUGUUCAAGUCGGACAAAUAGCUUUUCACGGGAUCGUGAGAGCGCCAGCUCGUGUUCGUGCGAUUAGCUGGAUCCUACCAGAGGAUCAACUUCGCGACGGGGAUCCAUCUCAGGAUGUUGCAGUAGCGUCCGUUCUUUUCCUUGUCGAUGGAAAGCUGGUAUUAUUGCAACCGUCGGUAUCACAAACCGGGGCGUUGAAGUACGAUAUGCGCGUUGUAGCCCAUGAUGUCGAAUACUACAUCUUGAUGCGUGACCAGCUUUCUUUUAACUUUGCGCCUCCAAAUGAUGAACCGAGUUCGGCUGGACAAGCCCCUGAAAUGGCGGCUAACACUUCCUCUUCAGAUAUCUCACUAAGAGAUUCAUUAUGGGUCUUCGGUGGGAAAGACCUUUUCGUCUGGAGCGAUAUGCAAGAUGUACUACGCCCGACAGGUCGAUCAAGUGAAGGGCCAAAAAAUCUACCAAUCCCAACCGACUUCUACCCAGUAUCAAUACUUCUUAACAAAGGCAUUGUACUUGGUAUUGAGCCCGAGAUCACUCAAAGACGAGACGUUACAUUUACAUUACUGCGAUUUGCUAUUAGAACCCAACUCUUCUUGCCAUAUGUGCUGCAACACAAUUUAUCGUAUUUUGAUACCCCAUCAGCGUUGUCAAUUUGCCACCAUUUCUCACAUUUAUCAUACUUUCCUCAUGCUCUAGAAAUUUUGCUACAUCACGUCUUAGAUGAAGCGGUGGAUGACCAUAGCCCAAAGGGCCUUAUCCAAAGCCCGGUAAAGGGGAAGCAAUUAUUGCCUGGAGUCCUGGCGUUUCUUCAGGCAGCCAAUCCGCCCGAAUUAUAUCUUGACAUACUUGUCCAAUGCAUCCGGAAAACAGAACUGCGAUCUUGGCGCACGUUGUUCGCAUAUUUGCCUCCUCCCAACGAGUUAUUUGAACAGGCAUUGAAAUUCAACUCAUUGAAGACAGCCGGCGGUUACUUGCUUGUAUUGCAGGCCUUUGAUGAUGUUGAUGACGAGGAUAGUGGAGAUGGGAUUGACAAAAUUGAGGACUCUGCUGUCCGACUUCUACGGUUAGCGUCACAACGGGGUGAUUGGGAGCUAUGUGGGGAGAUUGCGCAGUUCCUUAUUGCUCUGGAUGGAUCCGGCGAGGUGUUGAAACGUGCAGUUGUGAGAGUUGGUUUGAGGCGAGAGUCCCCGGGCAGCCCUGGUGAUAUCGAUGAAGGACCCAUCCCUCGUUUUGGAAUGCUGGAUAUAGGUCCAUGA
Messenger RNA from Arthroderma uncinatum, 3051 nucleotides. RefSeq lists its product as uncharacterized. Gene Ontology annotation, molecular function: protein binding. The transcript has 6 exons. Gene Ontology annotation, cellular component: Ric1-Rgp1 guanyl-nucleotide exchange factor complex; cytosol; Golgi membrane. Lineage: Eukaryota; Fungi; Ascomycota; Eurotiomycetes; Onygenales; Arthrodermataceae. The coding region runs from base 1 to 3051 and encodes 1016 amino acids. The record is from RefSeq and is a predicted model, not a curated record. Gene Ontology annotation, biological process: intracellular protein transport; retrograde transport, endosome to Golgi.